Rhododendron vialii is the source of this 848-nucleotide messenger RNA. Its product is annotated as probable histone H2A variant 3. The coding region runs from base 236 to 649 and encodes 137 amino acids. Gene Ontology annotation, cellular component: nucleosome. NCBI's taxonomy places the organism in Eukaryota, Viridiplantae, Streptophyta, Magnoliopsida, Ericales, Ericaceae. Gene Ontology annotation, molecular function: structural constituent of chromatin; DNA binding; protein heterodimerization activity. The record is from RefSeq and is a predicted model, not a curated record. The transcript has 3 exons.
UGGUGGAAAGGAAAGAAAGAAGAAAGAAACAAAGAUGGAGUGCGCAGCGCAGUGAAAAGAAUCGAAAAUUUUUGAAAUCCGAAAAAGCCUUUCUCCCCCCCAAAUUUACCGCCAUUUUGUCUCCCCCAGAUCGGAAUAACCCAAACAAAGCAUUAAAUUAGAAGGACAACUUCGCAUUCCACCAAUCCCAUUCAUCGUCUCUCCAGUUUCCUCCCAACUUCUCAGGUGGUAAAAUAUGGCCGGAAAGGGUGGAAAGGGGCUGGUGGCUGGGAAGACAACAGCAGCGGCUAACAAAGACAAGGACAAGGGCAAAAAGGUUCCUGUUUCUAAAUCUUCUCGAGCUGGUCUCCAGUUCCCAGUAGGUCGAAUCCACCGCCACCUGAAGUCAAGGACUGCUGCUCACGGGCGAGUUGGUGCCACGGCUGCUGUGUACUCAGCUGCAAUUCUUGAAUAUCUGACAGCUGAAGUACUCGAGCUGGCUGGAAACGCAAGCAAAGAUCUAAAAGUGAAGAGGAUCACUCCAAGGCAUCUGCAGUUGGCUAUCAGAGGGGAUGAAGAACUUGACACUCUCAUCAAGGGCACCAUUGCUGGAGGUGGUGUCAUUCCUCACAUUCACAAAUCCCUCAUUAACAAAACCACUAAAGAAUGAGCUCAAUCUGUUAGAUCUCAAUUGGUGUUAAUUGGAUUACUGUGUUUAUUAAUGACUUUUAGGCUUUGGGUACUGUUGACUUGGUUUGUUGUGCUAUGUUUGUUCAGAGGAUCCAUGGUAGCAUGUAGUGGUUGCUUUCUCAGAUAGUUUGGUAACUAAACUAGUAUUUCUGUUUAUUAGAACUUUUGUGUGGUUCCUA